This is a messenger RNA of Closterium sp. NIES-65, 471 nucleotides long. Lineage: Eukaryota; Viridiplantae; Streptophyta; Zygnematophyceae; Desmidiales; Closteriaceae. The record is from the annotation of a GenBank genome assembly.
AUGCUUCAUAUCACGCUCUCCCUCACGCUUCACCCCACGCUCCCCCACACGCUUCACAUCACGCUCUCCCUCACGCUGUCCCUCUCGCUCUCCCUCACGCUCUCCCUCUCGCUCUCCCUCACGCUCUCCCUCACGCUCUCCCACACGCUCAGCCUCACGCUCUCCCUCCUGCCUGCCCUCACGCCUGCCUUCACGCCUGCCCUCAAGCCCUCCCUCACGCCUGCCCUCACGCUCCCCAUCACGCUCAUCCCCACGCUCAUGCCCUUUCUCUGGCAGUUGCUCCUUGUCAUCUACAUCUUCAACAAGUCCUGUUGCACCAGCGGGGUCCUGUCUUUCUUUUUUCUUUUUCUUGGCUCCAGCGAGGGUACCUACAACACGCAUGAAGGACGAUACGCUCAGUUAAUAGGAGGGCAGCACCUCUCUGGAUUGGCUUUCGACCAUUCCUCCGCCCGCGUGAACCGCCGCGUCUAA